This is a messenger RNA of Macrosiphum euphorbiae (potato aphid), 624 nucleotides long. The record is from the annotation of a GenBank genome assembly. NCBI's taxonomy places the organism in Eukaryota, Metazoa, Arthropoda, Insecta, Hemiptera, Aphididae.
AUGACACUGCAUUUAGACAAAAAAAUAUUUGACUUGAAAUUAGCUGCCAAACAGAUAACAAGAAGUGCCAAAAAAUUGAAAAAACAAGAGGCCAAAGAAAUUCAUACAUGUAUGAAGCAUGUGAUGCUCGGCGAACUCGAAAUCGGUAGGGUGCACGCGGAAAAUGCAGUUCGCAACCAUAACCAGAGUUUGGAAUUACUAACGCUCGGGGCCCGUUUACAAGGAGCCCUGAAUAUCCUGCAGGCGGCUAUUGUGCAAAACACGGUUACUUCGGCCAUGCGGUCAGUCGUCACGUCGAUGGCGUCGGCCUGCGGUCAGCGCGACAUGCACUUACCGUCGCUGACGGCCACCAUGGACAGGUUCGAACGGAUGACCGACCACUUGGGGGCGCGGCAAACGUGCGCCACCCAAGCGCUCGGCGGCGUGACGGCCACGGCGGCGGGCGCAGAACAAGUCGACCUGCUCAUGGCGCGAAUCGUCGACCGGGCCGGGCUGGACGUCAGGAGCGUAAUGCCCGCGGCCUUGGCAGAGGGCUCGCCACUGCGGCAAAUCACUCCGCCGGCGCAGGAUCCGAUCCUGGGACUCGACGAACAACUGUCGAAACUCAGAAAUCACUACGGAUGA